UGACCUCUGUCCUGUAAGAAAGUAACCAUAUAAACAAAUUUACGAGUCUGAUUAGGAGUGAGGACCAAUCUUUUGCUGACGCGGCACCAGAUCCAGCUACCCUUUUUCCUUAAUUAGCUUCUCUUCAACUAAUCAACCCUGUCUCUAACCACAUUUCCCUGGCAAUAACUUCAGAGCCAUUCAGUUCUGUAGAUUUUUCUUUUCUUCUUCUUCUUCCCCAGGAUAAUCACAUAUUCUUCUUUUUCUUUUCUUUUUGAGCACGUUGAACCUGCUUUAAGACUCUGCAUUUCUCUUUAACAUAACCAUUGUCCAAUGCGCUUGUUUUGAUCUAGAUCUUGAGUUCAAGUUUUGUGCUUUGGGGGAUUUUGAAGUGACCAAAAAAUGGGGAAGGAAUCGAAGUCGAAAGGGUGUUUGGGGUGGUUUCUAGUGAUAGUUAUAUUGGCUCUGGUUGUUGGGGCCGUUGUUUAUGCAAUCAAGCAGAAAAUGGAUCACUCAGAUGAUGAUAAGGCCGCUCCCGUUCCAGGACCUCCAGGCGCUAUUGACAAGAAGUAUGCUGAUGCUCUCAAAAUCGCAAUGCAAUUCUUUGACGUUCAAAAAUCUGGUAAGUUAGUGGAUAAUAAGAUAUCAUGGAGAGGAGAUUCGGGGCUUAAGGAUGGAAGUGAAGCGAAGUUGGAUCUUUCCAAGGGGAUGUAUGAUGCUGGGGAUCACAUGAAGUUUGGUUUUCCAUUAGCAUUUACUGCUACAGUUUUAUCAUGGGCUAUCCUUGAGUAUGGAGAUCAGAUGGAGGCAGUGAAUCAACUGGAACCUGCUCAAGAAUCUCUCAAGUGGAUUACUGAUUACCUUAUAAAUGCUCAUCCUUCAGAGAACGUGCUCUAUAUUCAGGUGGGUGACCCUGAAGCAGACCAUAAAUGUUGGGACAGGCCUGAGGAUAUGACAGAGAAAAGGCCCCUCACCAUGGUGAACACAUCUGUUCCAGGGACAGAGGUUGCAGCUGAAACAGCUGCAGCUAUGGCUUCAGCAUCUCUGGUGUUUAAGACAGCUGACUCCACAUAUUCAAGCACGCUUCUUAAGCAUGCCAAGCAACUUUUUACUUUUGCAGACAAUCAUAGAGGUUCUUACAGUGAGAACAUCCCAGAAGUUGCAACAUAUUACAAUUCAACAGGAUAUGGGGAUGAGCUCUUAUGGGCAGCAAGCUGGCUCUAUCAUGCAACGGGUGACCAAUCAUACCUUCGAUAUGUGACUGGCAAAAACGGAGAAGAGUUUGCUGAAUGGGGAAGUCCAACCUGGUUUAGCUGGGACAAUAAACUUGCUGGAACCCAGGUUUUGCUUUCCAGGUUAAGCUUCUUUGGUGCCAAAGGUGCCUCUCAGAAUUCUGGCCUUGAAAACUAUAGGAAGUCUGCUGAGGAUGUUAUGUGCGGCCUUCUACCAAAGUCUCCAUCUGCGACAUCCAGCAGAACAGAUGGUGGUCUUAUAUGGGUCAGUGAAUGGAAUGCUCUGCAGCAUCCUGUUGCUUCUGCAUUUUUAGCUGCUCUUUACAGUGAUUACAUGCUUACAUCACGGACUCCAAAGCUGAAGUGUGGUGACGAUUCAUUCAAACCAUCAGAUCUUAGAAAGUUUGCCAAAUCACAGGCUGAUUAUGUCUUGGGCAGUAAUCCCUUGAAAAUGAGCUUUCUUGUGGGGUACGGGGAUAAAUACCCACAAUAUGUGCAUCACAGAGGAGCUUCAAUUCCAGCUGAUGCAACUACUGGUUGCAAAGAUGGCUUCAAGUGGCUUGAUUCAACUAAACCCAAUCCUAACGUAGCUAUUGGAGCUCUUCUCGGUGGCCCUUUCCUAAAUGAAACAUACAUUGAUUCCCGGAACAACUCAAUGCAAGCAGAGCCAACCACAUAUAACGGUGCCAUUAUUGUUGGCCUCCUCUCAAGUUUGGUGACUACCUCUUCUGCAGUUAAAUCCUUCACCUAAAGUAGCUGUAGUCUAUAACCAAUUACAGAUUUGUUUGUACUAUAUGUAGCUGUAUGAAACACCGCGUUUGACGAGGGUCAACUCAGAUGUGGCUCGCCUGCACUGAGUUUUUUUGGUGUAUUUUGGAGGGAUAGCCCCAGAUAUGUAUCUUUUCAACUGGUGAUUAUAUGCGAGUUCCAUCUUUCGAUCGCUGUGUAUUUCAGUUA
Molecule: messenger RNA, 2168 nt
Organism: Theobroma cacao (cacao)
Lineage: Eukaryota; Viridiplantae; Streptophyta; Magnoliopsida; Malvales; Malvaceae
Gene: GH9B7
Product: glycosyl hydrolase 9B7
Biological process (GO): carbohydrate metabolic process
Molecular function (GO): hydrolase activity, hydrolyzing O-glycosyl compounds
Source: RefSeq, a predicted model, not a curated record